Molecule: messenger RNA, 4979 nt
Organism: Anarrhichthys ocellatus (wolf-eel)
Lineage: Eukaryota; Metazoa; Chordata; Actinopteri; Perciformes; Anarhichadidae
Gene: ttc39a
Product: tetratricopeptide repeat domain 39A
Exons: 21
Coding region: 1364-3211 (615 amino acids)
Molecular function (GO): protein binding
Source: RefSeq, a predicted model, not a curated record
AAACCUCCUUAACAAGAGAAAGUCCUGCAUUCAAAUGUUUAGUUGAGUAAAAGCAGUGGUGCAAAGUAACAAACAUUGACUUGUACUGUAGCGUAACAGAUUACAUUAUAUUUCAGUUAUAUGCUACUUUAUACUUCACUACAUUUCAGAUGAGAAUACUGUACUUUUCACUAUACAAAACAUCUGAAACACAUAAUUUGCUGAUCAAAUAGGAUGCACCGUUAUAGAUUAAACUAGCCAACUAUACACAAAUUUACAAAAAUGAGCUCCACCUUAACCGACAAAAUUUAAAUAAUGCUUAUAAGUAAUAAUGUCUCAGUAUUAAUCAUCCAAUAACACAUGAGAAUGUAGCAGUCUCAUGUGUCAGUACAUUCUGCUGAUAAAACAGGUACUUCUGCUUUUACUUAAGAUUCUUGAUGCAGUAUUUUUCCUGGUAUUUUACAUUGUUUUAUUUGUACUUUUACAAAACUAAAGAAUACAGAAAUAUUAUCAACUAACUAUACUUGUUAAUGUAUUAUAUUUAUGAAUUAUUAUGCAUUUGUGUUUUGGUGGUAUUCAUGUUGCUGGCCUAUGUGGCGUCAACCACAACUACUUUACACACCUGCUGCUUCCUAGCUCAAUCUAUUGCAACUCAUCUUGUUUUAUACUAAACUCAAGUUAGGAAGCUGAGGUUUUUUUACAUCUUGAUCUGCUACGUAAUUAGUUUUAGUGGAGUAAUGUAGUGGAAACAGGAAAGUACUUCAAAUGUGUACUUCACCACAGCACUUUAGUCAAUGUACAUAUAUGCAAUUAGAACCACCAGCAUGCAAUCAUAUAAAUGUCUGCAGAGUUGUAUGUUUUCAUGCAAAAGAAUGCAGCAUUAAAAGUUACCACAAAUAAAGCCCGUUUCAUAAUAACGCACAUACUAUCAUGACCAUCCUUUGUUGAUAUUUAAAAAAAAAAAAAAAAGUCUAUUUAUAAGGCUUAUGAUGAGUAACUUUGAAUUGCAUAUUUUUGGGGGCUUUAUUUAUAAUAACGUGCUUUAUAUAUUUAGCUGCACGUGUUUGUUUUUGAGCAUAUUUUUAAAAACUCACAGUGCGUAACUGCGCGUGUAAUCUGGACGGCUUUAGGACCAUGAAGCCCGGACCUGCAGCAGCUACAUCGCGGUGCACUUUAAUAGGAAAGACUUUAUUGUGGCGAUGACAGCAGUAACACACCUUUCCACGUCAGGAAGGAGGAAGACGCACAGCAGCUGCCGUCAUUUGUGUACUCAGCGGGAUCUGCUCCUCUCUUCUCCCCCGUCUGUCUGUCCAUCCAUGCCCGCUGUGUAAACCUGCUCGGUCCCGGUAUAUCCUGCUCUUUCACCGGACCUCAGAGCUGCGGGAUGAGUUUUAUUACCAACUGGAGACGCAGCGUGAAGAAAAAUAAGGAUGACGGUCAGGCACAGGACAACCACGACGGCCCGGACUCCUCAAACCAGUUGUCCAUAAUAAACAGUCCACAAAUGGAUCCCGUCAUCCCAGACUUCAGGUUACGGCUUUCGGACGACAAAGAUGCUCUGCAAUCAACAAAUCCAUCAAAUGGGUGCUCAAGAUCAGACCUGUCGCUGGCUCUGGAGGACUGCAUGGCCGCCCUGGAUCUGUUCCUCAGAAACGACUUUGAUGAGGCGCAGGCUCGGCUUAGAUCCAGAACCAAAGACAGCAUGUACCACGCUCUGACCUAUGCCACCAUCCUGGAGAUGCAGGCCAUGAUGACAUUUGACCCCCAACACAUCCAGACUGCAGGAAACACCAUGAAAGAGGCCCAGGCCAUCUGUCAGCGGCAACGCAAGAAGUCGAGCUUCUCCAAGAACUUCACAGAAGAGGAGCUUCACGCUGAAGUUUGCUACGCUGAGUGUCUCCUGCAGAGGGCAGCACUCACCUUCCUUCAGGAUGAAAACAUGAUCAGUUUCAUCAAAGGGGGAAUCAAAGUCAGGAACAGCUACCAGACAUACAAAGAGCUUCACACAAUCCUCCAGUCUUCUGGAUACUCUCACGGUCAGAAUCACGGCCAUUUUGAGGGUGGCGUUAAACUGGGAGUCGGAGCCUUUAAUCUAAUGAUUUCCAUGUUGCCCACGCGGACGCUCAAGCUGAUGGAGUUUGUCGGUUUCACUGGUAAUAAGGAGUUUGGUCUUCAGCAGCUUCUGGAGGGCUCCGCAGAAAACACAUUCAGGUCCUUUCUUUGUAACAUGCUGCUGCUCUGCUAUCACACCUUCAUGAGCUUCAUACUUGGCACUGGAGAAGGAGAUGUUGAAGAUGCAGAGAAACUGUUGCAGCCAUAUCUCCAAAAAUAUCCUCAGGGAUCCAUCUUCUUGUUCUUCGCUGGUCGAAUAGAAGAGAUCAAAGGCAACUUGGAUGCUGCUAUCAAGCGCUUUGAGGAGUGCUGCGAGGUCCAGCAGCAGUGGAAGCAGUUCCACCACAUGUGUUACUGGGAGCUGAUGUGGUGCUUCACAUACAAGAGGCACUGGAAGAUGGCCUACUUCUACGCCGACCUGCUCAGCAAGGAGAACACUUGGUCCAAGGCUACUUAUGCGUAUAUGAAAGCAGCAUACCUCAGCAUGCUGACUCCGGAUGAUUGCCUAACCUUCGGGGAGACUGCGUUCACUCUGUUCAGGCAGGUCCCAGGGCUGAAGCAGAAGAUAGCGGGGAAAUCUUUACCAACCGAGAAGUUUGCUAUCAGGAAAGCCCGUCGCUACCUUGCAGAAAACCCAAUUCCUCUUCCCGCUCCUCCACUGGAGAUGAUGUACAUCUGGAACGGCUACACAGUCAUUGGAAAACACAAAGACCUGACCGAAGGCAUGCUGAAAACACUGAGCGAGGCUCAAGCUAAACUUGACAGCACCCCAAGGUCGGAGUUCACCGUAGAUGACCAGUGUCUCCUGAGCCUCUUGAAGGGACUGUGUCUCAAACACCUGGGGCAUCAAGAGGAAGCCGAACACUACUUUACGCUCGUCCUCUGCAAUGAGUCUCAGAUCAGGUACGACCACUACCUGGUUCCUAAUGCCCUGCUGGAGCAUGGCCUGCUGUGUCUGGAGCAAGGCAAGAAAGCUGAAGCUAUCAGACUCCUAGAAACUGCAAAGCAAAAUUACAAGCACUACUCGAUGGAAUCACGGACACACUUCCGUAUUCAGGCUGCUCUGCACAAGGCCAAGGGCCCCGGGGAGAACGGCAUCCAUGUUGCCUCCAGCCCAUAACAGACAGAGGAGGGCACACUAGAGCAGAGACAGCUUUCUCUGACUGUAGUCCCACAAUUUUACACUCCGCCCAACCCAGCCCCGCCCAUUCAUCAGAAGGGUAAAAGAAGAUGGAUGCUUGUUUUCCUCAUGUGUGUUGCCCUUUCGGGCGACUGCAACUCUGUGCGGCCCUGACUGGAUAAGGCAGGUUUGCUACGUCCUUUUUCAGAGAUAUAAAUUAUGUUUUGAGAAAUGUGCCUAUAUUUAUGAAACAGUACUUCUAGCAGGCUUGAUUGUCUAGCACAGUGGCCCCCCAUGAGGGGAGCACAAAGGUAGGAAACAAGGUGACAUUUGUGUAGUUUAUACUGCAGAUUGCCUCCACUACUACCCCAGGAUAAAAAUGUGCCCAGUUCAGGGUGGUGUCCCAAAUACCCCCCAUAUAAAUUACCGACACUAACUAAGCUCUCCCACCAAUUUUAAUAUAUUUUAAAGAUUAUUGAUGGGAGAUUAUGUGUUUGACAUCAGGUACAUAUCAUAUCAUCAGACUAUGAGAUUGUGGAACAGUUGAAAGGUUUCACCUGUAUUUAGAUAUUUGAUCAAAAACCAAUAUGACCGAAAUAGAUUAACAUUAUUUAUAUGUUGGAUUCACUUUAACACUCUAUAAACUGUGGUUCAUUGUGUUUCUCAGAGUGAGUAAACAUUUUAUUGUUUCUUUUACAUUUUUUCCUUUCCUUGAAACAUAUUGAAAUAUUUCAAAUUUCUUCAUGUGGAACAUUUUAUUUCAGUCUCCUUCUGAAGAAAUAAUUACAUCUGCAAUCCUGUCGUAUUUACAUUCACAUGUAAUGGCUUUUGCACAGAGCUUUGUAAAUCAGCCAGCCGUCAAGAGAAUCAGAGUCAAAGAAUCAGAGUUGCAGUGAGAGUUGUUCUUUACAUUUAUAUAUUGUAAAUGGCACCUUUUACACGAAUUGUCCCGUUUUAAGAGGACAGAUGAAUGUGUCUUUUAGAAAGGCAGACUCCCUCCUUUUCUCCUCCUGGCUUGUGGGACAGGCUCCAACAGUACUUGAGCUUGAACAAAUAGGCCAUUCAUGCUGAGCAGCGAAGGACUGCGUGCUUGUCCGCCUGUUGCAUCUUUAGUGAGUAAAGAAGCUCUGAACGGGAACCACCACAGUCUUCCUGCUUUAUGUCCUCUGCUGCUCCUGUAUCUGCCAUGCUUGACUACAACCACCUAUCAAGGGACAUGGACCUCUAAACCACGCUCAAAUAAUAAUCUGUAUAUGAACAAACACUUGUAAUGAUUGAUGAUAAGACAGAAAGGGGUCACCUCUAAUCGUGUUGGUGCCAUGGUUAUUUAAAGGGCUGUGUCUCAGCAACAGUGUCUAAAACCUGAAAACUCAGAUGGUGUCUCAAGUAUUGGAAUAAGAGCACUGCUGAUUUAUUCAUGAUUAGAUGAAGGUUUGGGAUUCAAGACGAUGACUAGAAGUCAGUAUAAUUUUUUAAUGGUGAAGGAAAUGUACUUUCAAUAUAGUUUUAACAGCUCUCCUGAAUAUUUAGGUAAAAAAAUAUAUUUAAUUUACUGAUAAUUGAUUCAAUUUAUUUUCUUUUUUCAAUUUAGUUUUGCAGAUAUAACUGAAAGAAACGCUAACCAAAUGUAGUGGCAUUGUGAUGUUUACAAUCUGCGUAUUUUAUUGGGCACGGCUACUACUGAGCAGAAUGACAUUCCUGUACAUACUGAAUGUUUCUAUUGUAAUAUAAGAUGAUAUGAUGAUAAGCAACUAAAAAACAAAUGCCA